Molecule: messenger RNA, 1901 nt
Organism: Eimeria maxima
Lineage: Eukaryota; Apicomplexa; Conoidasida; Eucoccidiorida; Eimeriidae
Product: adaptin, putative
Exons: 6
Biological process (GO): Golgi to vacuole transport; protein targeting to vacuole
Cellular component (GO): AP-3 adaptor complex; endosome membrane
Source: RefSeq, a predicted model, not a curated record
AACAAGCAGCAGCAGCAGCCAUCACCAAUGAUAUUACAGCAACACCAACAGCAGCAGACCCCAACAGCAGCAGCAGCAGCAGCAGCAGUCCUACUACCGCCACCAACGCCACCAACAGCAGCAGCAGCAGCAGCAGCGCGACACCAGAGAUGCAGCUGCUGCAGCUUGCAUGCAGACAUCUGCAGUCCCUUCUUGCUUCCCCUGACCCCAACAUCUGCUUCCUCGCGCUGCACUUGCUGCAGCAAACAUUCAAUAAAAGGAGACAAUUAGUGCAGCCCUUGCUGUGUCUGCUGCCAGGGCUGCAGCAGCAAAUGCUACAGAGUGCAAGGAGCGGAGACAGUAUGCUGCGUAAGGCAGGUGUCUCCUUAGUUGCUGCAUCUGCUGCUCCUGCUGCUUUCCCUGCUGCAUGCGAGCGCAUGCUUGCUGCUGCAUUUGAUGCUGCUAACAGCAGCAGCAGCAGCAGCAGCAAACAUGCUGCUGCUGCUGUUAGCCCUGCAGAUUUUAUUAUGCCUGUUGUACAGAUGGCAGCAAAGAAUGACUACGAGUUGAUAGAGGACUUUGAGUGGUAUGUGGCGGUGUUGGUGGACAUUGCAUGCAACUGCUGCAGGAGCAGCAGCAGCAGCAGCAGCAGCAGCAGCAGUGGUGAUGCUGCAGUUGCUGCUGCAGUUGCGCAGCAGCUACUGGAUAUAUCCGUACGUGUCCCUGAGGUACGACCCUGCAGCACACAUCUUUGCAUGCUGCUGCUGGAGGCAGCAGCAGCAGCAGCAAAAUCUAAGCUACCAGGCAGCAGCAACAGCAGCAGCAGCAGCAGCAGCAGCAGCAGCAGCAAUAGCUUGGAGGUAUUAAGGGCACUGAGGCAGCAGCAGAGGGAGAGCCACAUCAGCAGCAACUCUCUUGAUGACUGUAUGGGGAAGCUGCACACCAACAACCCCAACAGCAGCAGCAGCAACAGCAACAGCAGCAGCAGCAGCAACAACAGUCAGGUGUCUAUACACCCCGAUGUUAUACGUGCUGCUGGAUGGAUCGUAGGGGACCCGUCGUUGCGGCCGCAGGUGCAGCGCGUGCUGCUGUGGGGAGCAGCAAAGGCUUUCUUAACAUUAGGUGCAGCAGCACAAGGCAAGUUGCUGCUGCAGCGGCAGGAGGAAGAUGAGCAGCAGCAGCAGCAGCAGCAGCAGGACCCAAAGGCAGAGAGGGAAGAAGCAGCAGCUGCAGCAGCAGCAGCAGUGCAACGCCUGCAGCACAGGGUAAAGGCAGCAGUAGAAGCAGCACGCAGCAGCACAGACGCAGAGCUGCAACCUCCCCCUGAGUUGGAUUUAGGGAAGCCUUUCUUAGAUGCUGCUUUGCUGCAGCAGCAGCUUGACGCCAGAUUGAGACGCCAGCAGCAGCUGCAGCAGCAGCAGCAGCAGCAGCAGCAGAGGGGAGCAGCAGGUGGCUCAGCAGAACUGCAGCAAGACUGCGGUGGCUGCUCUCCUCUAGUGCAGCAGCAGCAGCAGCAGCAGACGCCAUGGGCAUCUACAGGUAAGAAGAAAUUUAAUGUCAUAAGAAAGGCUAUUGCACCCGAGUCUGCUGCUACGACGCAGCAGCCUGCAGCAGCAGCAACAGCAGCAGCAGCAGCAACAGCAGCAGCACCAGCAGCAGCAACAGCACCAACAGGAAAUGUUGCACAAAAGCAACAACAGCAACCAUCCGCAGCAGCACCUGCUGCUGCUCCGGAGCCACACGAACAAAGGAUGCAGCAGCAGACACAACAGCAGCAACAGCAGCAACAACAACAGCAGCAGCAACAACUGCAGCAGCAGCUGCAGCAGCAACUUGGGCAACUGUGGCAGUGCUGCGCUACCUGUCUCCUUAAGUCUUUUGCUGCGGGCAGCGCAGCAAGGCCCCACAGGUCUUUAUAUUAG